Messenger RNA from Auxenochlorella protothecoides, 792 nucleotides. Its product is annotated as E3 ubiquitin-protein ligase MGRN1. Gene Ontology annotation, molecular function: ubiquitin protein ligase activity. NCBI's taxonomy places the organism in Eukaryota, Viridiplantae, Chlorophyta, Trebouxiophyceae, Chlorellales, Chlorellaceae. The transcript is spliced from 4 exons. The record is from RefSeq and is a predicted model, not a curated record. Bases 1 to 792 code for a protein of 263 amino acids. Gene Ontology annotation, biological process: protein ubiquitination.
AUGGGGAACAGCGGGAGCAGACACCGCCCCCCUCUUCCCACAUCCACUCCCCCAGCUGCGCCGAGUAUCACCACCGGGCCCCCCCCUCCCCCCGAGGCCGCAGUCUCGGCACAGUACCCACCACAGUCGCCCUACCCCUACCCUCCCGCCGGACAGGCCGGGGCCCCUCCCUAUGCCAAUAACGGAAGGACGUACGGGGGCUGGCAACCUUCCCCCUACCUGCCGCCCAGGGAGCUGACCCAGACCGCCACCAUCCGCAACGCCGUGAACCUGAAGAAGGCCAGCCUGCGCGUGGCGCCCGGCCCCACCCCCGACACGCUGUCGAUCUCCUUCACCUUUGACGCCUCCAGCCCCUGCGUGGUCAGCGUCUUCCUGGGCGCGCGCGAGGACGCGGCGCAGCUGCCGGGCCUGCUGGCCGCGCCGCGCGACACCCACCCCCUGGUCAUCCGGCUGGAGACGGUGACGGAGGCGGGCGCGGCGGCGGGGCGGAGCCUGGAGGACCUGCGGCCGGGGGAGCAGCAGGCGGCGUGGGUGCAGAGCCAGACCACCUACGCCGCGCUGCUGCGCGAGGAGGACGGCAGCCACGCCGUGCGCGUGAGCAAGCAGAAGAUCUGGGUGGAGGGCGUGUCCUACGAGCUGCAGGAGAUCUACGGGCUGGAGCAGAGCGGCAUGGUGCCGCGGGUGGCAGGGGCCGAGGCCCGGGAGUCGGCCGAGGACGUGGAGGAGCGCCUCUGCGUCAUCUGCCUCGUCAACGACCGUGACACCACCGUACUCCCCUGCCGGCACAUGUGA